AUGCACAGCCCCCCCCACAUUAAAGAAGAAGAGGAGGAUCUCUGGGUUACUCAAGAGGAAGAGUUUCUUCCAGGGCAGGAGGAGACUGAGCUCAGCAAGUUUCCACUGACUAUUGUCUCUGUGAAGACUGAAGAGCAUGAAGACAAAGCACCUGAGUCCUCACAGCUUCAUCACAGUCCAAACGUCCAGCGGGUGUCAGCGGGGAGUCAUGAAGAGGAGUGGCACACCAGUGUGGGACAGAAGGAGCUACAGGCCCCCUCCCACAUUAAAGAGGAGCAGCUUCAUGAUGAAGAUGAAGCUCAGUCCUUCCAGCUUCAUCACAGUCAAAGUGAGGAGAACAGAGGGGCGGAGCUUGUAAGUCAACACAUCACAGAAGCUGAUGGAGAGCAUUGUGAAGAUAUCAAGUCAGAACCAGACAGCAUCUUUGCUCCACUGUCAGACAUGGACCACAUGAUGUCACACUCUUCUGAUCACAGUGACCACAUCCAAAAACCUUUGGAGAGUAAAAAUGACUCUAAAGGUGAUACGAGACAUCACACUAACAACAAACACUUUGACUGCUCUGAAUGUGGGAAAUCAUUUAGAAAGAAGAGUCAUUUUACAGUACACAUGAGAACACACACUGGAGAGAAACCUUUUACUUGCUCCGUUUGUAAGAAGAGUUUCUUCAGAAAGGGUGACAUGACCACACACAUGAGAAUACACACAGGAGAGAAACCUUUUACUUGCUCUGUUUGUAAGAAAAAAUUCUUCCAAAAGGGUAACAUGACCACACACAUGAGAACACACACUGGAGAGAAACCUUUUGCUUGCUCAGCUUGCACUAAAAGAUUCAACACUAAGAAUGACAUGAUAUUACACAUGAGAACACACACAAGUGAGAAACCUUUUACUUGCUCUGUUUGUAAGAAGAGUUUCUCCAGGAAGCAACAAAUGACCACACACAUGAGAACACACACUGGAGAGAAACCUUUUACUUGCUCAUCUUGUGCUAAAAUGUUCAACACUAUGACGGAAAUUAUAUUACACAUGAGAACACACACAGGUGAGAAACCUUUUACUUGCUCUGUUUGUAAGAAGAGUUUCUCCAGCAAGCAAAACAUGACCACACACAUGAGAACACACACUGGAGAGAAACCUUUUGCUUGCUCAGCUUGUGCUAAAAGAUUCAACACUAAGAAUGACAUGACAUUACACAUGAGAACACACACAGGUGAGAAACCUUUUACAUGCUCUGUUUGUAAGAAGAGUUUCUCCAGAAAGGAACGCAUGACCACACACAUGAGAACACACACUGGAGAGAAACCUUUUGCUUGCUCAGCUUGUGCUGUAAGAUUAAACACUAAGAAUGACAUGACAUUACACAUGAUAACACACACAGGUGAGAAACCUUUUACUUGCUCUGUUUGUAAGAAGAGUUUCUCCACAAAGCUUAACAUGACCAGACACAUGAGAACACACACUGGAGAGAAACCUUUUGCUUGCUUAGUUUGUGCUAAAAGAUUCAACACUAAGAAGGAAAUUAUAUUGCACAUGAGAACACACACAGGUGAGAAACCUUUUACUUGCUCUGUUUGUAAGAAGAGUUUCUCCAGCAAGCAAAUCAUGACCAGACACAUGAGAACACACACUGGAGAGAAACCUUUUGCUUGUUCAGCUUGUGCUGAAAGAUUCAAACACUAAGAAUGACAUGACAUUACACAUGAGAACACACACAGGUGAGAAACCUUUUACUUGCUCUGUUUGUAAGAAGAGUUUCUCCAUAAAGCGUAACAUGACCACACACAUGAGAACACACACUGGAGGGAAACAUUUUGCUUGCUCAGUUUGUGCUAAAAGAUUCAACACUAAGAAGGAAAUUAUAUUGCACAUUAGAACACACAGGUGAGAAACCUUUUACUUGUUCUUUUUGUAAGAAGAGUUUCUCCAGCAAGCAAAUCAUGACCACACACAUGAGAACACACACUGGAGAGAAACCUUUUGCUUGUUCAGCUUGUGUUAAAAGAUUUAACACUAAGAAGGAAAUGAUAUUGCACAUGAGAACACACACAGGUGAGAAACCUUUUACUUGCCCUUUUUGUGAGAAGAGUUUCUCCAUAAAGGAACGCAUGACCACAACAUGAGAACACACACUGGUGAGAAACCGUUUAGUUGCACUGCAUGUGUUAAAAGGUUCUGGUCUAAGUAUCAGGUCAGUAAACACAAGUGUGUAACAGUCAUGGAAGCUGCAGGGAUGUAAAAACACUUAAACAGUGAUUGUGCUAAAUGUAGUUUAAAAACACAGCAUGUUUAAUAUGAAUGUAUAUUUGAUGUUGUAUGUAGUGCUUCUCAUCUUCUAGUCUUAUAUGUUGUCCUGUAGUUACUAUUUAAGUUGUGUGCUUGUCUUGAAUAUUAUAUAUGUAGCUACUAUUUUAUUCUAUUUUCUCAUUGUUAAACGGAGGACAUCUUAUUAUUUUA
Molecule: messenger RNA, 2457 nt
Organism: Nerophis lumbriciformis (worm pipefish)
Lineage: Eukaryota; Metazoa; Chordata; Actinopteri; Syngnathiformes; Syngnathidae
Biological process (GO): regulation of transcription by RNA polymerase II
Cellular component (GO): nucleus
Molecular function (GO): DNA-binding transcription factor activity, RNA polymerase II-specific; RNA polymerase II cis-regulatory region sequence-specific DNA binding
Source: RefSeq, a predicted model, not a curated record